AACAAAGAGACAAACAACUCACAGGCUUACGUCACUGUGAGAGAGGAAUCACAGAAAGCCUUUCAACUGACAACUGCAAAGAAGAAGUUUCAUUAGAAGCAACUCAAAGCCAAAUCAGUUGACCACAAUGGUGUCUGCUGGGUUUCAAAUGCUGGGCACGGCCCUGGGGAUCGUGGGCUGGAUUGGUGCCAUCCUCGUCUGCGCCCUUCCCAUGUGGAAGGUCUCAGCCUUCAUCGGCAGCAACAUCGUCACCGCGCAGACAACCUGGGAAGGUAUCUGGAUGAAUUGUGUGAUCCAGAGCACAGGCCAGAUGCAGUGUAAGGUUUACGACUCCAUGCUUGCCCUCAGCUCAGACCUCCAGGCUGCCCGGGCGUUGACCAUCAUCUCCAUCAUUGUGGGAAUCAUGGCUAUCCUGCUCGCUGUGGCCGGCGGGAAAUGCACCAACUGUGUGGAUGAUGAAAAUUCCAAGGCCAAGGUGGGCGUUGCAUCUGGUGUUGUGUUCAUUGCAGCUGGGAUCCUCUGCCUGAUCCCUGUUUGCUGGACAGCCCAUACCAUCAUCCGUAACUUCUACAACCCCUUAUUGAUCCAAGGCCAGAAGAGAGAUGGCGUUAACAUGGCAUCUCAGGGCCUCCAAAUCAUGGGUGUGCUGCUGGCCUUUAUCGGCUGGUUCGGCACCAUCAUAACCUGCGCUCUGCCCAUGUGGAGAGUCACCGCUUUCGUUGGGGCCAACAUCGUGACCGCCCAGGUGAUCUGGGAAGGCUUGUGGAUGAACUGUGUGGUUCAGAGCACGGGCCAGAUGCAGUGUAAGGUCUACGACUCCAUGCUGGCCCUGCCUCAGGACCUGCAGGCUGCCAGGGCCAUGGUGAUAAUCUCGGUGAUCGUCGGCGUGUUCGGCGUCCUCAUGGCCGUGGUCGGAGGAAAGUGCACUAACUGCAUGGAGGAUGAGGUGUCUAAAGCCAAAGCAUGCAUCGUGGCUGGGGUGAUCUUUAUCAUAGCCGCCAUGCUGAUCAUGAUUCCAGUGUCGUGGUCAGCUCAUGCAGUGAUCAGGGACUUUUAUAACCCCCUGGUGAUCGCAGCUCAGAGGAGGGAGCUUGGAGCUGCACUGUAUAUUGGCUGGGGCUCCUCUGGGAUGCUGCUGCUCGGAGGAGGCCUGCUCUGCAACAACUGCCCCCCAAAAGACAGCAGACCUUACAUACCUGCCAAGUUUGCCCCUGCCAGGACCGUAUCCUCAAAUGUGGACUAUGUGUGA
Molecule: messenger RNA, 1249 nt
Organism: Scomber scombrus (Atlantic mackerel)
Lineage: Eukaryota; Metazoa; Chordata; Actinopteri; Scombriformes; Scombridae
Product: claudin-4-like
Exons: 2
Coding region: 128-1249 (373 amino acids)
Biological process (GO): cell adhesion; bicellular tight junction assembly
Cellular component (GO): plasma membrane; bicellular tight junction
Molecular function (GO): structural molecule activity
Source: RefSeq, a predicted model, not a curated record